AUGGCACACUCCAAACGCAACACCUCCCUCCCCCAUUUUACAUCCUACGAACGUUCCCUCUUACGCUCAAACUGGGGUACUCAACGCACCCGCCUCUCACGCGAAUCCUUCCUACCUUUCGGGUCUUGUCAACUCUGCCUCCAACCCGCGCGAGAACCCGUCGUCGCCUGCGCACACAAUGGGGAUUUAUUCUGCCGCGAAUGCGCGAUUAGCGAUCUAUUGGCGCAACGGAAAGAGAUCAAAAGGAUGGAACGGGAAAGAGAAGAAGAUAUGCGACGAGGUGCGGAGGAGGAAGCUAAGAUGAUGCAGGAAGCGAGAGAGAGGGAGUUGAAGGAAUUUGAAUUGGUUAGUAUGGGACUUGAGGGGGCGAGUCAAAAUUCGGGGAAUAAUAAGAAGAGGAAAGCGCCGACUAUGAUGGAUGGGAAAGAGGAUACAGGUUGUAGCACAACGGCAAGGAUCGAUAAGGUGACGGAAGAGUUUCGACAGAGAGAAGUUGAGGUUAAUGGCAAGCGGAGGAAGGUGUUUGAAUUGAGUGAAGCGGAGAUUUCGCGGUAUGCGAAGACGGAGCUUGAGAGGCUCAAGAAGAAGAUUGAGCAGGAAAAGGCAGAAGCAAAAUCAGCUCUACCGUCAUUCUGGAUCCCCUCCGAAACACCAGGUACAGAGAAUCAAGCGAGCAAAAAUCUGAAAUUAUCGCCUAUAUGUCCCGGGUCCACGAAAGAGAAUCGACAUGAAUACUCGCUCAAGACAUUGGUUGAUGUAAAUUUUACAGAGGAGAAGACAGAAUUAGCUGGGGGGACUACGACACGGAUAUGUCCAAGCUGUAAGAAGAGUUUGACGAAUGGGCUGAAGGCUAUGCUCACAAAACCCUGCGGACAUGUAAUUUGUCAACCAUGCGUAACCAAAUUCAUGACUCCAGAGACAACAAUCGAUCCCCACAGAACAGACCAAGAGGAUGCAGCUAUCGGACGUAUGCUAUGCUACGUCUGCGAGACGGAUAUCACGCCUAUCAAUAAACAUUCAAAAUCAUCCAAGGAGAAACACAAAGAAGGGAAAAGCGGGAAAAUUAAACCUGGUCUGGUGGAGAUUAAAUCUGAAGGGACUGGCUUUGCGGGUGGAGGGGAUAAUAUGGCUAAGAAGCAGGGUGUUGCUUUUCAGUGUUGA
Messenger RNA from Talaromyces stipitatus ATCC 10500, 1161 nucleotides. Its product is annotated as RING finger domain protein, putative. Gene Ontology annotation, cellular component: nucleus. The coding region runs from base 1 to 1161 and encodes 386 amino acids. Lineage: Eukaryota; Fungi; Ascomycota; Eurotiomycetes; Eurotiales; Trichocomaceae. The transcript is spliced from 3 exons. Gene Ontology annotation, molecular function: ubiquitin protein ligase activity. The record is from RefSeq and is a predicted model, not a curated record.